GUCCGCUUCCCCGCAGGGUUCGCCUUCCCCGACUGGGCCUACAAGCCCGAGUCGAGCCCCGGCUCGCGGCAGAUCCAGCUGUGGCACUUCAUCCUGGAGCUGCUGCAGAAGGAGGAAUACCAGAGCGUCAUCGCCUGGCAGGGCGACUACGGCGAGUUCGUGAUCAAGGACCCCGACGAGGUGGCGCGGCUGUGGGGCAUCCGCAAGUGCAAGCCCCACAUGAACUACGACAAGCUGAGCCGGGCGCUGAGGUACUACUACAACAAGCGCAUCCUGCACAAGACGAAGGGGAAACGCUUCACCUACAAGUUCAACUUCAGCAAGGUGGUGCUGGUGAACUACCCGCUGCUGGAGCUGGGCAGCGCCCCCUUCCUGCUGGCCCCCUGCCCCGGGGGGGCGCACGGCCCGGACUGCCCGCCCCUCACCCCCGAGACCCUUCAGUCCCUCUUCGCCAGCCCCCGCCUGGGGGACCCCCCCGGACGCAGCCCCCUCUUCGAGCGCCAGGCCGAGAGCGAGAAGCUGCGGCUGGACUCGGCCAUCCCCUUCCUAGGCUCAGGUGUCUCCGGCUAUUCGAAGCCCCCCUUGCUGGCCCCCUACGGCAGGACGCCCCCCUUCCCCGAGUACCCCUGGAAUUUUAACCCCUACCUCUCCGGCGCCUUCCCCCUCAGCAGCUCCAAGCUCCCCGCCUCCCUCUACUCCCCCCAUUUCUACCCCAACCCUCUGGCCCAGCUCCCAGCCCCCGUCUCCCUGCUGGCGGGGGAGGGGGCCGAGAGGGGGGCCCUGGGCCCCGCGGCCAUGCCACGCCUGUGCCUGCCCCCCCACGGGGGCCCCAAGGAGGAUCCAGGCUCGGACUCGGAGCUGGAGAUCACGGAUCUGAGCGAAUGCAGCUCGGAGAACGAAUCCAGCCCGGAGAGCCCGGAGCUCAAACUGGGGGCGCCGGAGGGGGCGCCAGGGGCCGCCGGGGGCCCAGCCAAGGAGGGGAAGAGCCCGGCGGGGACCUGA
Terrapene triunguis (Three-toed box turtle) is the source of this 1002-nucleotide messenger RNA. RefSeq names its product ETS domain-containing transcription factor ERF-like. The annotation marks the transcript as partial. Gene Ontology annotation, molecular function: DNA-binding transcription factor activity, RNA polymerase II-specific; sequence-specific DNA binding. The record is from RefSeq and is a predicted model, not a curated record. Gene Ontology annotation, biological process: cell differentiation; regulation of transcription by RNA polymerase II. The transcript is spliced from 5 exons. Gene Ontology annotation, cellular component: nucleus. NCBI's taxonomy places the organism in Eukaryota, Metazoa, Chordata, Testudines, Emydidae.